This is a messenger RNA of Purpureocillium lilacinum, 552 nucleotides long. RefSeq lists its product as uncharacterized. NCBI's taxonomy places the organism in Eukaryota, Fungi, Ascomycota, Sordariomycetes, Hypocreales, Ophiocordycipitaceae. The record is from RefSeq and is a predicted model, not a curated record.
AUGCGUGUCUCUACCUUGAUCGUCGCUCUCGCUGCCAUAUCAAGAGCGGCGACCAUCCCAACACCUGCAACUGCCGACAGCAACUUGACGGCCUCGCAACCCGAUCUCGACAAGCGCUACGCCUACACCGACCCCUACUGGCCGUACUCGCACUGCAGCUGCAACAACAAGCUCAACCGAAAAGACACCGACGACGCCCUAAAGGCCCUCUUGGAGCGGCUCAAGUCCCGCCCGCGGUUCGCCGGCAAAUCCAUCUACAGCAUCAGCGGCUCCACCGUCGCCUUCCUUUGUCGAUGGAAUAACACCAACCAGGAGCCGGUGACCAUAGGCCUCGUCCAGCCCAUGCUGCCCAUCAUCAAGCAACGCUGCGGCUCUUACAUAGCCGGCACGGUGUCCGGGACUCACCCGGAAAAGGAUCCCGGGGCCGGUUACGGGUUCUGGCUCGGGUACAUGCAGCAUCAGAAGGGUCUGGACUUUUGCAGGGGCGCUGAUUCCGCGCCGGCGCGCGACUGUCCGACGGGGCUGCAGCCAGCGACAAGCAAUUGGGGUUAG